AUGGUGAGGAAGAGCAGGAGGCGGGUACUGAGGCGAUGCCAAUCACUUGCUCCUCAAAACACUCCACCCAUGUCUCGGCUUUCCUGGUUUCCCACUCGGCGCUGGCCCUCCUCGUCCCUGUUGCUGCUCCUGGUGGGGCUGCUGAGCAGGGAACCAGUCCUGAGGGUGGGUCUGCAGGCAGUCCACACGCUGACUUGUCCUCGGUGGGGAACGCCCGGAAAUCGAGGGCUUUUCAGGGAUGGAGAGAUUGUCAUCGGCGGUCUCUUUCAUGUCCAUUACACGCCUCCGGCCAUGGACAACGACUUCACUGACGAGCCACGCUACAAAGAAUGCACCGUUUUAGAGCAUCUCCCAAUGCAGUACAUCUACGCCAUGGUCUUCGCCGUGGAGGAAAUAAACCGGAACCCCACCUUGUUGCCAGGCAUCCACCUGGGCUACCACAUCCGCGAUAGCUGCGCCUCGCACCCCUGGGCCACGCAGGCCGCCCUCUCACUGGUGAGCGGGGACAGCAGCAGCUGCAACCCUGAGGACAUCACGGAAAAUUCGACAGGUGUUCCCUUGAUCAUCGGUGGGGCUUCAUCCAAAACCUCCAUAGUCCUCUCCAGAGUCCUGAGUCCACUCUCUGUGCCUUUGAUGAGCUACCAGUCGAGCUGCCCUUGUUUGAGCGACAGGCGUCAGUUUCCCAACUUCUUCAGGACCAUCCCCAGCGACAUCUACCAAGCGCGGGCCAUCGCCAGUCUGGCCUUAUACUUCAAGUGGACCUGGAUCGGCGCGGUGGUCGCCAACGACGACUACGGUCUGGUGGCAGUGAAGUUGUUCCAGAAGGAGACCCAGGGGUCGGGGGUGUGUUUGGCCUUUUUGGAAACUCUAAAUAGGCCAAACAUUGCGAACGAUGCCAGGAGAGCAGCCCUCGCCAUUAAAGCAUCGAGCGCCAAAGUGAUCCUUGUUUUUUCCUGGUACACGGAAGUGAGGGAGGUGUUUCUGCAACUGGCCCAGAUGAAUGUGACUGACAGGCAGUUUAUAGCCAGUGAGGCAUGGAGCACCAGUGGCAGCCUUCUCCAAAAUCCCGUCACCUCAAAAGUGGCGAGUGGAGUCCUCGGCAUAGCCAUACGUAGCUCGCCGAUAUUGGGAUUUGAGAAAUACAUCCGGAGUUUGACCCCACUCCGUCGCCCCGAUGACGACUUCUUAAUGGAAUUCUGGGAACAGGAAUUUGGUGGGGAGGAGUCCCUGGAGGUGGUAGAUAACAUAUUUACCGACACCUCCCAGCUACGACAGGCCUAUAAUGUCUAUCUGGCUGUUUACGCCGCAGCUCACGCCAUUCACAACCGCCUCGCUUGCCCCGCCACUACCUCCAGGGACCGCAGCUCCACCUGUUCCUCCACCAAGGAUGUCAAACCUGCUGAGCUUCUGCAGCACUUAAACAAGGUCAACUUCACCACGCCACAGGGAGAUAGGCUUUAUUUCCAAGGGGGUGACGUACCGCCUAAAUACGACAUAGUCAAUUGGCAGAAAACCCCCGAAGGCUCCCUGAAACUCGUCCUGAUCGGCCACGUGGACGGACACGACGUCCAUCUGAAUGACACGGCUGUCCAGUGGAGCUCAGGAUCCCUUCAGGUGCCUUCUUCGGUGUGCAGUGAGAGCUGCCCUCCCGGCACCAGAGUGGCCAGCAGGAAAGGAGAACCUAUUUGCUGCUUUGACUGCAUUCAAUGUGCUGAUGGGGAGAUAAGCAAUACAACCGGGUCAUCCAACUGUGAACGUUGUCCAGUGGAAACUUGGUCCAAUGCGAAGAGGACAGCCUGCAUCCCUCGCCAGCUGGACUUCCUGUCCUUCAACGAGACUUUGGGCAUCACCCUGACUACAGUAGCCGUGUCGGGCACCAUGGUGACCACUGCUGUCUUUGUGAUCUUUCUCUACUACAGACACACACCUGUGGUCCGAGCCAACAAUUGCGAGCUGAGCUUCCUGCUCCUCUUGUCCCUCAAACUCUGCUUUCUGUGCUCGCUGCUCUUCAUCGGGCGUCCAUCAGCCUGGGCUUGUCGCUUCCAGCAGGCUGCCUUCGGCAUCAGUUUUGUACUCAGUGUAUCCUGCCUCCAAGUGAAAACCAUCGUGGUUCUGGCAGCGUUCCGCUCAGCCCGUCCUGGCUCCGGAGCCCUGAUGAAGUGGUUCGGCCCGGGCCAGCAGAGAGGGAGCGUGUGCGUGUUCACUUGCAUACAGGUCAUCAUCUGCAUUAUUUGGCUAUCACUCAGCCCUCCCGAACCUAGACCAGACUUCGAUACCCCUGGGUUAAAGGUCACUCUCAAGUGUGCCAUGGACUCUGUGGUAGGGUUCUCCCUGGUUCUGGGCUACAUCGGCCUGAUGGCUUGCAGCUGCCUCCUCCUGGCGUUCCUUGCAAGGAAACUUCCGGACAACUUCAACGAGGCCAAGCUGAUCACCUUCAGCAUGCUCAUCUUCUGCGCCGUCUGGGUGGCGUUUGUUCCCGCCUACGUCAGCUCGCCGGGAAAGUACGCCGUCGCCGUGGAGAUCUUUGCGAUUCUAGCCUCCAGUUACGGCGUGCUAUUCUGUAUUUUUGCACCAAAGUGUUUUAUCAUUCUUUUGAGGCCUGAGAAAAAUACCAAGAAAAACAUUAUGGCCAGGUAGCAAAUGAGCUUUGUAUGACCAAAGUAUAUAAUUUUUUCUUAUUAUGUGGUAGUCUGCGAUGUGACAAGAUGUUUUGGACCCAAUGCUUUCUGAUACAUAUGUAACCCAAAUGUGUUACUGUCCAUAUGAAAAACAGAAAUAAAUACACAUGGAUACCAUUAUCUUAUUUUAA
This is a messenger RNA of Nerophis ophidion (straightnose pipefish), 2809 nucleotides long. Its product is annotated as extracellular calcium-sensing receptor-like. Gene Ontology annotation, biological process: G protein-coupled receptor signaling pathway. The transcript is spliced from 13 exons. Gene Ontology annotation, cellular component: membrane. Lineage: Eukaryota; Metazoa; Chordata; Actinopteri; Syngnathiformes; Syngnathidae. The coding region runs from base 1 to 2637 and encodes 878 amino acids. The record is from RefSeq and is a predicted model, not a curated record. Gene Ontology annotation, molecular function: G protein-coupled receptor activity.